Messenger RNA from Mugil cephalus (flathead mullet), 3677 nucleotides. Its product is annotated as dynein axonemal heavy chain 5-like. The transcript has 22 exons. Gene Ontology annotation, molecular function: dynein intermediate chain binding; minus-end-directed microtubule motor activity; dynein light intermediate chain binding. The record is from RefSeq and is a predicted model, not a curated record. Lineage: Eukaryota; Metazoa; Chordata; Actinopteri; Mugiliformes; Mugilidae. Gene Ontology annotation, biological process: microtubule-based movement. Gene Ontology annotation, cellular component: dynein complex. Bases 87 to 3134 code for a protein of 1015 amino acids.
CAGAACAGUCAGUGAGCUGAUUAGUUUCUCUGUGGACACAUGUUUUUACUGCACUUUACUGAUGCUGAAUAUGUUGUGACUCUCAGAUGGCAGAUCUACACCCUCCAGCUGAGCUUCCACAGGGGGAGCAGACUUCCUGUGUUCCUCCGGAGAACAGUCCAGAGCUCCAGGAAACGGACCAGGGGGUCCAGCCCGCCCAGGAACAGAGCCCCGAUCCUGGGCUGGGGAGCCAGGGUGGUCCUGGGAGAGAGGAGGAGGAGGAGCAGGAAGAAGGAGCAGACAGAACUUCUAUCAAACCCAGGCCUCCUCAGAUUCACCUCCACAGAGAUGCGACCGGCCGAGGACACCGGCGAAUAGGAGGCCAGAAUCUGAGAGCCAUUAGUCACAUGACUUCUCCAGCUGCUCUCUCCCCGAUGGCCGGCACGUCGGUGUCUGGUAAAAGGACGGUGCUUCUGUCCAAUGAGGCCAGGACGGAGAUCGCCAAGCAGGUGAGAGCCCUGAAGGAGGAGAGGCGAGCGACUCUGGAUGCUCGACACAAAUACCUGAUCAGCCGGCUGGCAGACGCCGUGGCCCUGGGGGAGCUGGAGCUGGAGGACGUCCUCAUCUCUGAUGACAAAUUCAGCCUGAUUCAGGAUUUCUUUGCUGCAAACGGGUCAAAGAAGCUGAUUUUCUUCAGUCAGAACGUAAAGCAGAAUCUGUCCUCCAGCGUGAACUCCUCCUUUGUGGACAGCGUGAGCUCGGCUGUAACUCAGAGGAAACUCUUCCUCACUACAGGGAGCUCUGAGCCUUUACUGGGGAAAUGUCUGUUCUUCCUGAGAACCACUGACAAGGCCAUAACCUCCGCCAACAUUCAGCAGGAGGUCAACUUUGGCAUGUUGGACUGCAGUGAGGACAACAUCAUCAGCAGCCUGGAAACGCUGCUGAAUCACAUCAUGUUACCAGCUCUCAGGUCACAGCAGACGUGGGGCUCAGUGCAGGACGGUGCCUCCUGUCCACACGUCCAGUCCUUUUUGUCGUCACUGGACCAGUUUGUCAGUAAUCUGAGCUCAGUUAAAGUCAACCUGGAGAGGAGGUUCCAGCUGCAGCAGGUGGAGCUUCCGGACACCAUCGGUCAGCUGAGCAGCCCUGCAGACUAUACUGCUGCAGCCAAUAACAGCGAGCUGGUGGAGUGUCUGGAGGGCGUGGUCUGCGUUUGGACCAAUCAGAUCAAGCAGGUGCUGACGGAGAGCGAGCAGAUGAGGAAGGAGGCUGACGAUGUCGGGCCGUCAGCUGAGCUGGAGCACUGGAAGAGACGCAUGGUCACCUUCAACAGUCUGAUGGAGGAAGUGAAACAUCCUCAGGUGAAAAGGACUCUGGGAGUUCUGCAGGUGGCCAAGUCUCGGACUCUACGAACCUGGAGGGAGCUGGAUGGGGACAUCACGGUCGUGGCUAAUGAGGCCAAGGACAACGUGAAGUAUCUUUACACUCUGGACAAGUUCUUUGGACUGCUCGGGAAAUCCUCUCCGACCAGUAUGCUGGAGCACAUUCCCAGCCUGAUGACCAACAUCAGAAUGAUUCACACUGUGUCCCAGUACUACAACACGUCAGAGAGGAUGACGUCGCUGCUGCUCAAAGUCACCAACCAGAUGAUCGCCGCCUGCAGGAGCUACCUGUCGCAGGGUGUGACUCGGAUCUGGGACCACAGCAGGCCGGUGCUUCUGCAACGAAUCUCUGAGUGUUGUAACCUGAAUGUGGAAUAUCAGAGGAGCUUCCAGAGUGUCCGAGAUAAACUGAGACAAAACCCUGGAAACAGACAGUUUGACUUCAGUGAGAACUACAUCUUUGGGAAGUUUGAUGCUUUCUGCAGGCGCCUGGAGAAGGUUGCUGACAUGGCGUCUACACUGGAGAGCCUGGCCACUCUGCAGAACAUGAAGGUGGAAGGUGUUGAGAAGAUCUUUGCUCGCUAUCAGACCAUCGUCUCCAUGACAAAGUCCAAGACCUACGACAUCCUGGACCACCGCAAGCUGGAGUUUGACAGUGACUAUGCAGACUUCCGGCUCCAGGUUCAGGGUUUGUUUCAGUCUCUUCAGUCCCUGCUGGACUUCUGGUUCCAUCAGUCUCUCUCUGUGAGUUCAGGACAAUCAGAUCUAAAAACAGCUGUUAUUCUUCCGAUGUGCGUUCAACCUCGGCCGACAGCGACGCCUCCUUCAGAGCCGCUGUUUGUGUUUCAGACGGAGCGGAUGCUGGAGCUGCUGGCCGUGUUUGAGUUGGGUCCAACGGCUCGUCUGGACCUGAAGCAGUACUACAUGAUGCUGCUGCAGCGCUACAGCCGAGAACUGGAGCUGCUCAGGAAAACCUACCAGAAACAGAGGGACAGACCCCCCAUCGGACGCAACCUGCCGCCGGUUGCAGGUCGAGUCCUGUGGUGUCGUCAGCUUUUCAGAAAGAUUGAAGCUCCCAUGUUGACCCUGAAGAAGAAACUCGACAUUCUCAAGGGGCCAGACAUGACCAAAGUGAUCCGGAGCUACAACAAGAUAGCUGUGGUGUUGCUGCAGUACGAGGUGCUGCACCUGCAGGGGUGGAUUCAGGCUGCAGAGAGCGCACCGCACUGCCUGAAGACCAGCCUCCUGGUCCGACAUCACAACAGCAAGGAGGUCUUCGUGAACCUGGACCACGUGGUGCUGGAGGUCCUGCAGGAAGUCCGAUGGAUGACCAAGCUCGGGGUGACCGUGCCGAAGCUCGUCCUAAAGAUGGUCUCCAGAGAAGCUCAGCUCAAAGCUCUGAACAUCCGGCUCCUGGAUGUGCUGCAGGACUACGGCUCCGUGGUGGGGAGGAUCCCUCCUCUCCUCUUCCCUCUGAUGCAGCCCUUCAUCAGCCGUGUGGACGCCGCUCUCUGCCCUGGACUCACCACGCUGUCCUGGACGUCUCUCAACACUGACGGGUUCAUAGACGGUGUGUAUCUGGCCCUCAAAGAACUGGACCAUGUAGUAAAAGUUGCCUCGGACCUUCUGGACUGUCGCAUCGGUCGACUACUCCGGUCCAUGUCGUCCUGCUGUCUGCUGGUCCUGCCUGAAGACUCUCCUGUCUCACCGUCAGACCUCGUGCAGCAGACUGAAAGCUGCGUCCAGGCUGCUGCUGUCACUCUGAACUGGUGAUAAAACACACAGAUUACAAACAGACGGCAUGUUUCCAGACCAUGCAUCAGUGCAGCAGUUCAUUCAGAUGUCACCGUCCUCUCUGUGUGCAGGCAGAGUCAGCAGGUGGAAAAAUAUGUGUUGGAACUGAUUGAGGAGCUGAAGGGGAAGAUGAAGACGACGGAGACUGUUAACUUGGAGGUAACGCACUCAAUUGCACACAGACACACAAAAUCUUUCUUCUACUCUGCUUUUUGUCCUCUCUUCCUCAGGGAUCUUUCCAGUGUCUCCAUCCAGACUCCAAACAGAAAACCCGCUGUCUGUCUUGUCUUCCUUGUCAUUUCUACGCUCUGAUUGGUCAGCUCUGCCAACGCAGCACCGAAGCUCUGGUCAAAGCUACAAAGUCCUCGCUGGACACCCUCAGGAGACGACUUCAUGUCUCCAAACACCAGUCUCCGUUCUCCUCCUCAUCCACAUCCUCAUCCUCCUGCAGCAGCCAGUCGGCUCCUCCUCUCUUCAGAGCCUCCAUCCAGCUGUCCAUCCCCAACAUUGUACUCAGACCGA